AUGGCGCGGACGACCACCAGAAAAGCCGGCGGUGCCGCAAAGCCAGCCCCACAACGCGAGGCUUCCAAUGACAUGGUCGACUCGGAUGGCUCCUUGACCGAGCUCUCCUCGGAGGGCGAGAACAGCGAACCAGAAGUGGAGAGCUCCGAGGAAGAGAUCGAAGAAGAUGACGACGAGAACGACGGUGACUUUGGAUCGAGUCGAAAGAAGGCUGCUCCGCGCCGUUCGGCCGGAGGAGCAGCGCCGCGUUCGAGGCAAUCCAACACCACUCCGCGCGCCCGCAAGUCGGCCGGCACGGCCAAGACGCCCCGAUCAGGCUCCAAGCGCUCCGGACCGUCUCGCCCCCGCGCUGGUACGUCGGCGGCUACUCCAUCCGCGGCUCGAUCACGCGCAGCCGCCAGCAGGGACGAGCUCCCCAUCAACGACGACAACGAAAUCUUUGUCGCUGUCAAGGACCCCAACUCGGCCCUUCAGUCCAUCGCAGAGGACUGGGUCGUCGCCUUCUCAGACAACGAAGCGAGCGCGCUAGCCGACCUUGUCAACUUCAUCAUCCGCGCCUGCGGCUGCAACGGCAGUGUUGACGAGAAUCAGGUGGUCGACAUCGACAACGUCGUCGACAACCUCGAGGAGCUGCAAGAGGCGUUCAAGAAGCAGCCCAUCCCUUCGUACCCUAUCGUCUCCCGCAGCAAGACCUUCAAGUCGUUCCGCAAGUCGCUCAACGACUUUCUCCAUCGCCUCGUCAUGAGCGCCUACGACGCCGAGAUCCUCACCGCGGAUGGCUUCAUGGAGCCGUAUCAGGCCUGGGUCUCCGCCAUGUCCUCGUCCUCCCUCCGAUCCUUCCGCCACACCGCCACCGUCAUUGCGCUCUGGACCAUCUCGGCGCUCAGCGAGGUCGGCGCUCAGGCCACCAAAGAUCUCGCCACCGCCACAAAGCAGCGCGACGCAGAAAAGAAAAAGGCACGCACAGACAAGAGCCGAUUGAAGGACCUCGAGUCCAAGCUCGUCGAGUCGCGCAAGCUCAAGGCACGUUUGGAGGAGUACAUCAACGAGUUCAUCAACUCGGUCUUUGUCCACCGCUUCCGCGACUUUGAUGCGGGCAUUCGCUCCGAGUGCGUCAGCGCCCUCGGAUCGUGGAUGAAGAACCACCCGUCCCAGUACCUGCAGAGCUCGUACUUCCGCUACAUUGGCUGGGUGCUCUCGGACGUCGAUGCGAGCGUGCGCAUGGCCGCCGUGCAGGCCAUGACCGGCCUCUACACCGGCGGCAACUUUGUCAGCUCGGUCCGUCACUUUACCGAGAUGUUCAAGGCGCGCCUUGUCCAGAUGGCCACGGGCGAUGUCGAGCUCGGCGUGCGCAUCGCCACGAUCAACGUGCUCGCCGUCAUCGACAAGCACGACCUCCUCGAAGACGAGCAGCGCGAUCUGCUCGCCACCCACAUCUUUGACGUCGAGCCUAGCAUCCGCAAUGCCGUCGCCGGCUUCCUCGCCAACAUCCUCGACGAGAUGGUCAGCGAGGGCGCAAGCGAGCUCGGCUCGCUCUCCGCCGCCUCCAAGAAGAAGGGCAAGCAGGCCGAGGAGAUGCAGCACGAGAAGGCCAAGCUCCGCUUCAAGUGCCUCGCAGAGCUGUUGGUCAAGUACGGCCAUCGACUCGACGCCGCCGCGGGCACUGCCGAGACCGAUGCGGUCGAAGAGCUGGGAGUCGUCAUCCACGGCGCCAAAGAGGGCCGCGUCGGCAUGGCGGUCGAGGCGCUUUGGGGCGCAGUCGAUGAGCUGCAACACUGGAAGGCGUUGCUGGAUCUUUUGCUGCUCGACCACUCCGACAAGGCGGCUGCAGGUGGCAACAAGGCCAUCGAGAAUGCCGCCCCGGCCGUCUACCGCCUCGACGCGGACGAAGAGGCGGUGUUGGUCGAGGCCCUUGCGGCCAUCCUGCGCAAAACCCUGGCCGGAGCCGAGGCGAUCGACGAUGCCGACGACACCACCAAAGAGGACGUCUCUCGUGCCUCGAUUGCAGCGCUGCCCAAGCUGUUCUCCAAGUACCGCACCGAUGCGCCUCGCAUCGCCGACUUGCUGCUCAUCCCGCAAGUCUUGGAUCUCGAGAUGUACACCGAGCUGCAAGAGGCCACCGCAUUCGAGGCACUUUGGGACGACGUCUCUUCUCAAAUUCAGCGCCACGUCGAGCCCCUGGUGCUCAAGCAUGGCGUGCAGACGCUGCAGAAGCUGAUGGCCACCACCUCGCAGUCGAACGUGAACAGCACCAAGCUUUCGGCGCUCGAGGAAGCGCUGGUCUCGUCGUUGCGCGAGACGGUCAGCGACCGCGACGUGGAGACGGCGGGCUUCAGCGAGGACGAGGUGCAUCUCUUGGCCGCCAACAUGCUCCGCCUGCAUCUGGUCAGCCAGGUGGCCAACACGAGCGAUGCGCUCGAGGACGAUGAGGGCGGACAGGCUACCAGCGGCUGGGAGAUUGUGCUGGGCAUCGCAAGCCGUGGUUGCCUGGCGUACAAGGAGGAGGAGAGCCUGGUGCGGGACGCCAUCGCCACUCUGGCGCUCUACAUCAUGUGGAAGACACGCCAGGUGAUCCUGCCCGAAGCUGGCUCGCAGACGGCGCUGGCCGAGGCACUGCUCGCCAAGCGCACGCCCGUGCUCAGCCUUCUGGAGGAGUUUGUGGCCAGCACGCAGUCGCAGGCGUGCAUCGGCGUGCAGCGCGUGGCGUUUGAAAAGAUCGCCACGAUUCACAUGCUGUAUGCCGCCAUCCCUCAGCAGACGCCGGCUGCUGCGACGGCAGACGACGCAUCGGUCGGGCAGGCGGAAGAGGAUGCUGCUGCUCGUCUUCGCGCCAGCCCUCAACUCCCCGUUUUGCUCAAUCUGCAGUGCCAUUCGGACCUGCAACAGCACUGCGCUCACUUUGUCAAGGCCGAGAUCGAGCGCUACAUCGAGAAAUCGAGCGUGCUUGAAAAGGAGGCCAACGGCCAUGCGGAUGCCGCCCACGAUAGCAGCGACGAAGAGGCGGCCAACGGCAAUCACGACCACAACGAGGACCAGGAAGACGAGGACGACGAGGACGCUGAGGCGACGCCGAAGGCCUCACGCGUCCGCGGUGGCAAGAGCAAAAAGGCCAAGAAGGGCGCGUCGGCCGGUAAAGCUUCGAACGGAGCAGGCGCGGUCACCGAGCGGCCGAACGAGGCGCAGCUGCAGGCCGAGCACACGUUCUGCUCAGUGAUCAGCACGUUUGUCGCGGCGAUCCGUGUGGGUGUGAUCGACGCCAAGCACUCGACGGUGGUGCUCAUCCACUUUGGCCGCCUGGGUGCGAUCUACGAUUCGUGCUGCAAAGCGCUGGUCGAGGUGCUCAAGGAGGAGGCGAUCUUUGGCGGAUACAACCGCGCGGUGAUUGUCGAGAGCUGCAUCUGGGACUCGCUGCGCGAGGCGUUUGAACUGUGCCUCGACGGCGGCGAUGCGGGUGGCGAGACACGUUUUGUGUCGCUGUCGCGCCAGCUGGCGAAUGCGCUGGUGGUGCGCGGUGCGGGCUUCACGGCUCUGCGCAAGAUCGACGCCAGGUGUCUGAUCUCGCUGCACAGCCGGGCGAGCGAGCACAUUGCGCAGAAGGUGGCGGCGGCCGAGCGCAACGGCGACAAGCGCGUCAAGCAGAAGAUGCCGGCGCUUUACAAGGGCAUGGCGAAUCUGCUCAUGACCGCGACGCCAACGGAUGCGGUCAAGAUCAAGAGCGCCAUGGACCGCGCGUUCCGUGCGGCCAAUGUGCAGGUGCCGCCCGCAGCCAAGGCGUGGGAUGCUCACCGCUCGUACGAGAAGCGACUGCUCAAGAUCGCUGCCAAGAGCGCGCUGUUUGCUCCCGCCGUGGCGGCAUCGGGCAAGAAGGACGACGGAGCGGCGCGGAAGGGCGCAGCGGCAGCGGCGGGAAGCGGAGAGCUGUCGGACAGCGGAGGCGAAUUGACCGACGACGAUGCGGCUGACGACGACGGAUUGCCCGCUAACGGAAGCCGCGUGCUCCCGACACCCGUGCGCAGCUCGCACAAGCGCGACCGUGCCGAGGCCGAGGGCGGCGAGGAGGAGAGCGACAAUGAGAUGGACGACCACGAGGUGGUUGGCAGCGAAAUGGCCGAUCUGGACGUGGACAUGCCCACGUCCGAGGCCGGGUCGCUGCGACUGGACCUGGACGACGACGGCAACGACGAGGCCGCGGUCGGCGAUGCGUCGAGGCGCAAGCGAAUCAAGACGUGA
Molecule: messenger RNA, 4230 nt
Organism: Moesziomyces antarcticus
Lineage: Eukaryota; Fungi; Basidiomycota; Ustilaginomycetes; Ustilaginales; Ustilaginaceae
Exons: 1
Coding region: 1-4230 (1409 amino acids)
Biological process (GO): sister chromatid cohesion
Cellular component (GO): cohesin complex; nucleus; chromatin
Molecular function (GO): chromatin binding
Source: RefSeq, a predicted model, not a curated record